AUGCACAGGUGUCUGAUAAAAGAUUUCGAGGCACGUCCUUCAGUCACCCAUCUGCUGGAACACCCGUUUAUUAAACAGGCUCAUGGCAAAGAUGCAGUACUUAGGAAAAGGCUCUCAGCUCUCGUACAGGAGCAACAGAACACCGGCACCAAGCCCAGGACCAGGACCAAGCAUGAACGGAUCAAUACACGCAAAACACUGCUGAUUGAAAGUUUUCCUGAUGAUGACCUGGUGAACCUGGAGGCUUUAGAUGAGGAAAUUAUAAUCACACAUCUUCAGAAGCGCUAUGAAGAACUGCAGAUAUACACCUAUGUUGGAGACAUCCUCAUUGCCCUGAACCCAUUCCAGGCUCUGAAAAUUUACUCACCACAGUUCUCGAAGCUGUAUCAUGGAGCAAAGCGCUCAGAUAAUCCUCCUCAUAUAUUCGCCACUGCUGAUGCAGCUUACCAAGGGAUGGUAACAUUCUGCAAAGACCAGGCUAAUAACCGUACGCUUCGGGAAAAGAUCCUGCAGGUGAAUCCUCUGGUGGAGGCAUUUGGCAACGCAUGCACGGCUAUUAAUGAUAACUCCAGUCGCUUCGGGAAGUACCUGGAGAUGAAGUUUACACCCACUGGUGCCGUCAUGGGUGCUAAGAUCUCUGAGUACCUCCUGGAGAAAUCACGAGUCAUCAAACAGGCCACAGGGGAAAAAAACUUCCACAUAUUUUAUUACAUAUAUGCUGGUCUUUAUCACCAAGAUAAUCUGAAGAAAUACAGAUUACCUGAGAAAACAGCUCCCAGGUACAUUGACAGUGCAAAUGGCAAAGUGAUGCAGGAAAUUGUGUCCAGCAAACUAUACAAAGACCAGUUUGAUGCCAUUCAGGACUGCUUCCGCAUAAUAGGGUUUUCAGAAGAGGAGGUGAAUUCUGUAUACAGAAUCUUGGCUGCUAUUUUAAACACUGGAAACAUUGAGUUUACCUCCACCACCUCUAAGCACCAAACAGAUAAGAGUGAAGUGCCUAACUCUGAGGCCUUAGAGAAUGCAGCGGUUCUGCUGUGUAUAGGAGCAGAGGAGCUUCAGGAGGCGUUGACCUCUCACUGUGUGGUAACACGUGGUGAGACCAUAAUCCGCACCAACACGGUGGACAAGGCUACUGAUGUGAGGGAUGCCAUGUCCAAGGCCCUCUAUGGCCGACUCUUCAGCUGGAUAGUGAACCGUAUCAAUGCCCUUCUACAGCCAGACAUCAAGAGCUGUGCUGCAGAGAGUGGGAUGUACGUGGGCAUUUUGGACAUCUUUGGCUUCGAGAACUUUAAGAAGAACUCGUUUGAGCAGCUGUGCAUAAACAUUGCCAAUGAACAGAUUCAGUUCUACUUUAACCAGCACAUCUUUGCGCUUGAGCAGAUGGAGUAUCAGAGUGAGGCGAUAGAUGCCAGUCUGGUGGAGUACGAGGACAACAGGCCGAUUUUGGACAUGUUCCUGCAGAAACCCAUGGGGCUUCUUUCACUGCUGGAUGAAGAGAGUCGUUUCCCUCAGGCAACAGACCAAACACUCGUUGGUUUGUUCUUGAAGGUGUUGUACAGUGUGAAUGGUUUUCUGGAGAAGAAUCGAGACACUCUUCCUGCAGACAUCAUGGUUGUUUUGAGAAUGUCGGAGAACAAAUUGCUGCAGCAGCUGUUCUCCAAUCCUCUCACCAAAACUGGUAACCUGGCCACCUCCAGAGCCAAAGUCACUGCAGCAUCCCGAUCUCUGCCUCCUCAGCUCCAUGCGGGACGUACCAAGGUGGACACCAUGGAGAUGAUGAGACACCCAGAGGAGACCACCAACAUGAGAAGACAGACUGUAGCGUCCUACUUCCGUUAUUCUCUGAUGGAUCUGCUGUCGAAGAUGGUAAUGGGCACGCCUCACUUUGUGCGCUGCAUUAAACCCAACGAUGAUCGCCAGGCUCUGCGCUUCUGUCAAGAGCGUGUGAUGGUGCAGCUACGAUACACAGGAAUCCUGGAGACAGUCAACAUCCGACGCCAGGGUUUCUCUCACCGCAUCACCUUUGAUGACUUUGUUAACAGGUACUAUUACCUGGCUUUCCGGGCCCAUCAGAUGCCAGUGAGCAGUAAAGAAAAUGUUGUCAUUAUUUUACAAAAAGCCAAGCUGGACAACUGGGUUCUGGGCAGGACAAAGGUGUUUCUGAAGUACUACCACGUGGAGCAACUGAAUUUGUUGCUGAGAGAGGUGAUGGCUCGGGUAGUGGUGAUCCAGGCCUACACUAAAGGCUGGCUGGGGGCUCGGAGAUACCGCAGGGACAAAGAGAAACGCAAUCAUAGGGCAAUCAUCAUCCAGUCAGCAUGGAGGGGUUAUUUAGCCCGUCAACAUGUGAAGCGGAUUAAGCUGGAUCGCGAAAAUGCAGCAGUGCAGAUUCAGUCAGGGAAGGCACAUCUCAGAGAAGAGGCUCUGACUGUUCAACCCAUAAGGACAAGAGGGAGAGAGAAAGAGCAAGAAGAGGAAGGGAGGCACAGGGAAGGAGUGAAUCAAAAGGCUGGAAAUCCGUGCUGGAGAGUUGUCUCUGUCAGUGGUGAUGGACAGAGUGAAGUUGACAGUAAAGAGAAAAGGACAGCUGAAGUGUCUGUAGUGAAGACUCAUGGAGAGAGAGACAGAGCAACACACCACAAACAAGGUCCAGCAGCAAAGUUGCUACAGCGCACCCCUCGGCGUCGAGGCCAGCAACCCAAACUACUGAACAGCCCAGAGGACAGUAUUUACUACAGCCAGCUCAAUAGAGCUCUAGAUUACCAGGGGAGCAAAAGGAAGCCCAGAAAACUUGGCCAGAUCAAGCUUCUAGAUGGAGAGGAUGAGUAUUAUAAAUUGUUGUUGGCGGUGGAGUCUGUCCCUGAGGAAGAUUUCUCUUCUAUCCCUCCUCCUCCUCCCUCUGGUCCUGCUCCGGUUUCUCCGCUGAAGCGGGAAGCUCUGCUCAGCCAGAGCUGA
Messenger RNA from Neoarius graeffei (lesser salmon catfish), 2955 nucleotides. It is a transcript of the gene myo3b, whose product is annotated as myosin IIIB. NCBI's taxonomy places the organism in Eukaryota, Metazoa, Chordata, Actinopteri, Siluriformes, Ariidae. Bases 1 to 2955 code for a protein of 984 amino acids. Gene Ontology annotation, cellular component: myosin complex. The record is from RefSeq and is a predicted model, not a curated record. The transcript is spliced from 25 exons. Gene Ontology annotation, molecular function: protein binding; ATP binding; cytoskeletal motor activity.